AUUUACAUCUACUAUGUUACGUCUACCCCUGAGUCCAGGUUGGCAACGGUCCUACUGGCUGUCAAAACUGAAGUUUCCCAGCUGUUUAAAAGGGUGGUUUUUGAAACACAACUUUAGUUUCCUCAGUGUUGUUUCACAGUUGAAAAGUUCUAACUCUGAGACUUGAUCAUGUAUGUGCUGAAUUGCUUCUCCAUCCACCUGCUGCUCCUCUUCUCCUUUCUGUCUGAAGUGGUUCAUUCCUCAGAUGAAGAUUUUGCAUACAAUGAUGUAUGGUGUAGGUUUAGCUCCAGAGAUUUACAUGAUAUGGAGUAUAUUUUAGAGCAUCAUUUUAACAAGAUCAUGGUGGCUCAGUACAACAGCACCACAGAGAGGUGGACAGGAUACACGGCUUUGGGAGUGAUAUCUGCAGAAAAGUGGAAUGAGGACCCAGAUGAGAUCCCCAGGAGGAGAACAGAUAUGGAUGUGUUAUGCAAGCCAUACGCUACUCGGAUCUACAACACAGUAGAGAUGUUUAUGGUUGAGCCCAACGUCACACUGAGGCUAGAGGGGCCAUCCAGUGACUCCAGCCUUGUGUGUAGCGUCCACUUCUUCUACCCCAAACACAUCAGAGUGACGUGGCUGAGGAACGGGGAGGAAGUGACCUCAGAUGUGACCUCCACUGACAUACUGGCCAAUGGACUCUGGAGCUACCAGAUACAGUCCUAUUUGAAGUACACACCCACAACUGGAGAGAGAAUCAUCUGUAUGGUGGAGCACAUCAGCCAGACUGAGCCCAAACUUUAUCACUGGGACCCCUCCUUGCCUAAGUCUGAGAAGAAUAAGAUAGUGAUCGGUGUCUGUGGGCUGCUGCUGGGGGUGGUCUUUGUAGUAGCUGGACUGAUCUACUGGAAGAAAUCUACUGGACGGCUGUCGGGUCUUAUUGGUGAAUGUGAUUAUGGGACUUGUGAUUGAGGCCGUGUGGACGAAGGCUAGCUGAUCAAAUCCCUGUCGUUAACUGAUAGUAGCUGAUAUAGUUUGCUUUUUAGCCGCUGUUGCCUCUAGCAGCUGUCCCCCCCUAUUCAAAAUGCCAACAUUGCACCAACCAUGGCCUGCUUGCCAACAGUUAACCAACUACACUCUGGAAAAAAGGGUGAUUUGUGGAGGGGAAGGGGUUCUACCUAGAACCCUUCUCAUCCAAAGAACCCCUUUUUGAAAGCCCACUGGGAACAGACGUCAGUUCAAUGUCUAGUUAGUUGUCAACUAA
This is a messenger RNA of Salvelinus sp. IW2-2015, 1243 nucleotides long. Its product is annotated as H-2 class II histocompatibility antigen, E-S beta chain. Gene Ontology annotation, biological process: immune response; antigen processing and presentation. Gene Ontology annotation, cellular component: MHC class II protein complex; membrane. NCBI's taxonomy places the organism in Eukaryota, Metazoa, Chordata, Actinopteri, Salmoniformes, Salmonidae. The record is from RefSeq and is a predicted model, not a curated record.